Anopheles aquasalis is the source of this 3215-nucleotide messenger RNA. RefSeq lists its product as uncharacterized. Gene Ontology annotation, molecular function: protein binding. Lineage: Eukaryota; Metazoa; Arthropoda; Insecta; Diptera; Culicidae. The record is from RefSeq and is a predicted model, not a curated record.
UGUGCAAUUCACCAUUACAAAUGGCCAAUGCACGAACAGUACCGUUUCGAUUCCUGGUGAAGUGCAUCGUACAGCGGAACGAUGCAACCGUUCCGGGAGGAAAGUUUCCGAAGCAGGCCUUUGCACCGAGCAGCGGCAGCUGGUGAUACGGAGGCUACGGCAGAGUGUUUGGCCCAGGAUAUCAAUCCUUACGAACCGGCCGAAAAGGGCAUUACACCGUUGCUUGUGGCGGUACGAAACGCGAAGGAAACCAUCGUUCGUAUGUUGCUGGACCGUUACGAGAAGGAUGGGUUGCGUUCGUGAAACGGUCAAGCAUCGCUAGGAAAUGGAAUCAAUCGAUUGGAGGUGCAGACCCAUCCUGAUUGCCUGGACAGGGGAAGAAUGCGAAAGUGCCGUCACCUUGGCGACAAACUAUCCCGCUGGAAUCACGCUGAACGCGCAAGUUUUCGUUUGGCUCCACCGUAUGCACGAUGGACAUCGAUUCGUGGCGUUGGAUGUUAGCAACCGGAGCAAGAUGAUCGCCGUGUUCCGAUUGAUCCAGCAGCUUCUUCCGAACGAGGUGCUCUCGCUGGAUCGAAGUGACUACCGGGUGAACUACGACAACUGUCUUCAGGUGGCGUGCGGUUACUCCUCUCUGGAAAUAGUGGACCUAUUAAUAGCCAGCGGUGCCUCGUUGCCCAUGGGCUCUGGCCCAAACGAUAGAACACCGUUUAUGGCAGCGUGCGAGAUGGCACGGGUGCCUACGAUCGAGCACGCCGAUUGUUUCGACCCAACCGCCCGGAGAGAGGAUGGCAAGAAUGUAGUGCAUUUGUUAGUGCAACAGCAAAAGCCUACGCUGUUGGAACGGCUGAUGGAUCGUUUGGUGCAGUACCGUGUGAAGAAGUUCCGCGAAACGGAUUUCCAAGCAUUCAACGAAAUGUUCUGCUAUCGGCCUGAUUCGGAGUAUGCGUAUGACCACCUGUGGUACUAUGUACGAUCGCCAGCAAUGAAGAAACUGUGCGCCAAGUACGUCGAACAGUAUCAGCUGGAUGUAUCUACGCCCCUGAACGACACGAUCUUACUAGAGUAUCUGAUCCGUGAGGACCUGUUCUUAGAUUACUGCUACAAAGCGAUCAAGAAUGAUCUGUCGUUAUUACGCGUGUGCGGUAGUAACGAUGAGUUGGCCAUACUACACACGCUGAUCUUGUGCAAACGGUUAGCAUUCGUCGAGGAGCUAUAUCGUGACCAUGGCGAUAUUGUCAAGUCCAUCUACGAAGCGGACACUCGCGAACCAAGCCAAGCACAUGUGGCAAUACGUUACCUGGUGCGAGAAGCAGAUGAGACCGGAUUGCAGUUUGUACUGCAGCACCAUCGGGAGUACUACGGCCGCGAUGUAGACAAGCUGCAGGAGUCAACCGUUGACAUGUUUGAGUGCAAGGAAUUAGUCCAAAAAAGCAACCGAAUCGUCGAUCUACUACUGCAAACCUUUCCUGAGCUUCGAGAUGCGAUCAGCAUAGCAAAGAACGCCCGGAAACAAGCAUACGAGCUUGAUCAAGACUUUUACGGUCUGUUCGACCGGUUGAGGAAUAGUUUCUCGGAAACCGUGCAGCAGCUGGAGGCGGAUGGAAAGCAACUCGAACACUAUCGAGAUGAAAGCGAUCAGCGAUCAUUCCUGCAUGUUGCUGCUUUCUACGGUGAUCUAACCCUCAUGCAGCAUCUACUGGAACGAUCAGGCUGUGACGUCUUGCAAUCCGAUAGGCAAAGUUUGCUACCAAUUCACUUAACCGACGAAGAGAGUGUCUUCGAGCUGCUGCUGGCCAAAAACGAAACAGCUCAGCUAGCGUACUUAACGGAGAAGGGCUACAAUCUGUUGCAUAUUUGCUGCCAACGUGGCUUCCGCGGAUCGAACGCCCUUGAGCGGUUGUGCGCGAAUGGAUUUGAUGUGAAUGGAGCUGCACCAGAAGGCCAGCUUCCCCUAUCGUUAGCGAGAUGCUGUACAAUGGUCAGAUUUUUGUUGGAACAUGGUGCACGCGUGGAGCUACUGAAUGAACAGCUCGUGGAAGAUAAUCUGUCGACUAUGCGCGGCUGUGCGGCAUGGGAGCUCCUACCGCACAUUGUACAUCUGGAAUGGUUCGGUCGAAUAGCGCACCGUUACCUAUCGUGGAUGGUUGGUUCGAAAAGUAGGGAUUCCUUCUCGUGCAGCCAUGAGGAUGAGCUGACCGCACAUGAGGACAUUCGUCGAAUCCUGUUCGAUAGCCUUUACAACCACUCGCGCCAGCAGGCAUCGGAAAUGUUUGCUACCGUUUGCUACCGGGCAAUCGUUUGCUGUUCGCGCUGGUUCCUUGAUUACGAUUACGAUCUUGAUUACGAUCAUGCCGACGACACGGGCUACACGCCUCUGCUCGCUUUGGUGAGCUACAUGGAGAUGCCGAACUACGAUAUCAUCGAACGAUUGCUAGGGAAAUCAAUCAACGUGAAUGCGGUCAACGUUUGGAAGCAGACGCCGCUAAUGCUUUUCGUAACACGCUUUCAAUCGGCCCAGUGGUACGGUCAUACCGUGAAAACGGCCCGGCUGCUGGUGAAUCGGGGCGUCCAGAUUGAUGCACAGGAUGAGGAUGGCAAUACGGCUUUGCAUCUAGCGUUCAGUGAAGAACACUGGGAGUUGGUGGUGUUCUUGAUUGAGUGUAACGCGAAUCUAGCCCUAAAGAAUGCUGCCGGUAAAGUAGCGUGUGAAAUGAUUCCCGCUUUUAAGCAAAGUUUGUACGCAUUUAUGAGUAGGCUUUGAGCGUGGAAUGGUUUUAGUAGCGUGUUUUGGCUAUGGAAUCGGGGGAUUUGUCGAAAUGUGCCAGUAUUUCAUGUUAGUCAUGUUUGUAUUGUAUGAAAGUUCAAUGAACCACAAUGUUUGCUGAUGCAUACGUUCCAUUCAUUUGUUCAAGCGUCAGCAAAGUCGAAGUAAGGUUCCGUAUUUUCUCAACGAGCUAAUCAGUCACAUGAGGUUCGGUUUAGCGUCGGAUAUAUGAGAGCUACGAGUCCCAAGAGGGUGCACAUAUAAAGCCAUGAAAUCAGCAUCCAGCAUCGAGACUGCAAAGUAGUUUGACACGGAGAAAGUCAGCCGCCGACACUCAUUAACGAUCGUAGACUACAUUGUAACGAUGGAGGAUUCGAUCGAAAAGCUGCCCGAUAAGUCCGCUCCGAUCGUUCCAGAACUAAAAGAACCCACACACCAGCAUCCUGUG